GGAGAGAAAGUGAAAGUGCUCGCGGAGUGGUUUAGGGGAAUUUUGUUCUGUUCUGUUCAUUUGUUUGCAGCAGAAAGUCGCUCAUUUCACAGCUGAGAGGAGCCAUGAGAGAGCUUUCCACCAUCUAUAAACUCUCUGUCAUUGCCUUUGCGCUGCUGGGCGGGGUGUGUUGUUCGAAAUGCUCGGUACUGGAGUGCUGGUUUGUUCAGGAAAGGCCGGGCGGUGGAGGCUUCUCAGUGAGAAUGAGCCAGGAGAAAUCCGCGCUCUACAUCAACAGCAAGAAGAAUGAACAGAAACCUCCAUCAGACAUCAGUCCUUCCAGAAUUUACUACGUUUCUGAUCCUGCGUCCACAUUCUGCAGCUCUGCCCUCCACCCACCAGAGGGCACUGUGGACAAACCACAGUGUGAGAUAAACCCUUUCACCCCUCAAGCCUCCAUGGUCACUUGGGCAGCGGAUCUCACCGCCUCUGCACAAAGCCCCGUGUACCUGAACGGCCACUGGUUUUCUGUAGCUGCACAAGGUCUGAAGGGAGACCUGACUCUGGCCAACGUGAUGCAGGCGUCGUCUGAGCCGAAUGAGCCGAGGGUAAUCCUCAGCGUCUCCAGUAAAACCUCCACCAUCCACUCCAGAUUAGGAGAACCGGUUCUCCUAGACUGUGGGUUCUGGGUCGAUCCAUCUUCACCUCUGCAUGAUUCUGGGUUCGCCGUGGAGUGGCGCUACCAGUUCCGGGGUGAAGGCAGGCUGGUCGUGGCCUACGACGCAAAGAACGAUCGCUUCGCCAAGACGUCAGAGACGGACGCUGACUUGGAUAUCGUGGGUCUUUACGAGACAGGAAACGCAUCACUGGUGCUGAAAGAGGCCCAAGUGAGGCAUGUUGGGACGCACAUCUGCACCAUUUACCUGCCUCACCUUCUGGCUCAGGUGGCCUUAGAGAUGGAGAUAGUGGAGCCUCCAUCGCUGGCGAUCUACCCCUCCCCUCUGCCGCUGUCUGUCCCAGGACAGGUGGUCACGGUCCACUGCGAGGCCUCCGGUUUCUAUCCCCUGACUCUGGACCUGGACUGGGAGUUCACUGACACUGAUGGGAAUAAGCGCUCGCUCGGGCAGGGCAGGCUUUCGGGCCACAGGCAGGCCAGCGACGGGACUUUCAGCCAAAGCUCUCGCUUAGAGCUUGACUCAUUUAAACUGGGACUCGGGCGAGGCGGAGAGGUCAGCUGCGUCACCAAACACCAGGGAGGAUCUCGACGGGCCUCUGUGACGCUGAAUGUCGUCAGUGUCAGCGCUCCGUCUAUUGAGGACUCCAUGGCCAUGGUCGCUGUGGCUCUUGUGCUUUAUGGAGCAAUAAAGUUAGUUUUCUGGAUGUUCAGCUCUAACGGUACGAGCAACGAAGUCUCCAAUGAUGAGAAGAAGAAAUAAUCCUGUAUCCUGCCGUGUCCUGCUGGACCAUUCCUCAGGCUGCAGAUGCUGAGAAAUGAAAGAAAUGUAAAUAAUCUCCUGUGAAAAGAUGCACACUUUCUGAUUUAUCUUUUUUCAAGAAAUUCCUUUUCACUGGAGCUUUUCUGUGCACUUGAAAUGAUGAUGGUGUGUGUGUGUGUGUGUGUGUGUGUGUGUGUGUGUGUGUGUGUGUGUGUGUGUGUAAAUGUUGAAAAGGAAAUAGAAACCGUGUAGUUAUUAGUGCUGGGUGUUUUAGGAUUCUUUUCUGUGAAUUUCUAAUUUAAAAAAAAGAAAGUACAGCUGUAACAUGAACUGGUUUGAUGAAAACUAUUUUAUUAAACUGCUCUACUAUCAAGAGUUUAAUGUUCA
Molecule: messenger RNA, 1802 nt
Organism: Neoarius graeffei (lesser salmon catfish)
Lineage: Eukaryota; Metazoa; Chordata; Actinopteri; Siluriformes; Ariidae
Product: tapasin-like
Exons: 8
Coding region: 105-1415 (436 amino acids)
Source: RefSeq, a predicted model, not a curated record